AUUCGCCCCCGAACCGCACCAGCAAGACACCCGCUGCCGUCAAUCAAAAUGGCGCACCUUAACGUCAAGCCGGACCCGGCUUACCUGAAGUAUCAGGCUAUGAUGAAGACCCGUCACCACUACUUCCGAUGGACUCCCCGAACCGCCAAGAUCACCUUCAUCUACGUCGGUGUGAUUCCCGCCAUCAUGGGCUACAUUGCCUACAAGACCGACGGACUUUGGGAUUUCCGAGCGAAGCGAAAGGGCGACCUCGUCUACGAGAAAUAAGUUCACUUGAUGCCGGAGAUGUGGGAAUUGUACAUAUAAAGCGUCCAGCUUGGGAUAGAACCCAUGGUAGGAAUUCAAUGGAACGAAGAGGUCAAGACG
Molecule: messenger RNA, 366 nt
Organism: Fusarium vanettenii 77-13-4
Lineage: Eukaryota; Fungi; Ascomycota; Sordariomycetes; Hypocreales; Nectriaceae
Exons: 4
Coding region: 49-267 (72 amino acids)
Source: RefSeq, a predicted model, not a curated record